UUUUUCGAAUUCCCCAUGGAUUGCUUUCAGUUAAGCUCACAAUCCCCAUAUGAGCUUCUGCUUAAUGCUGCUUUCUUGAUACCAUUUUCUCAUUAUUUCUUGGCAUUUCUAUUUUUACUCGCUGUAUUGCUUUGUCAUUUCGUGGAGAUGUACUUCAUGCAAGAAUUGUUCACUGGAUUUAGGGGACAACCUGUGUCUUUGACCUUUAAUUCUUGCUGUGACCUCUAUCAACAAGUUGUUUCCAAAUGUAAAACUCUUAAUGGCAGGUAUUCAUCUACACCAUGGCUUUGCAGUCCUCAUCUUCAGACUGCCUUUGUGCACUUCUUUGGAAGGGCACCCGUUUGCAACUACCGAAGACAGAUAUUUCACAUUUCUGAUGGUGGGAAUAUAGCUUUGGACUGGCUAAGGAAAGUUGAUGUUGAAAAGCCAUCCAUUGAACGUCUUGAUGGAGUUCAGAGAGAUGAUAAAAGCCCCAUCUUGCUAGUCAUUCCUGGUUUAACAAGUGACUCUUAUUCUGCUUACAUAAAGCAUCUCACUUUCAAGAUGGCCAAACGUGGAUGGCAUGUCGUCGUGAGCAAUCAUCGGGGUCUCGGCGGAGUGUCAGUAACUUCUGAUCGUUUUUAUAAUGCUGCAUGGACGGAAGAUGUCCGCAAAGUCAUUGACCAUCUCCACACCCAAUACCAUCAGGCUCCUUUAUUUGUUGUUGGCCUUAGCUUUGGUGCUAAUCUUCUGGUAAAAUAUCUUGGUGAGGAAGGAUUUAAUACUGCAAUUGCUGGGGCAGCUGCAGUAUGUUCUCCUUGGGACCUUUUGAUUUGUGACAGGUUUAUGAAUCGCAGACUUGUGCAGAAAUUUUAUAACAGAGCUCUUACGAUUGGAUUAAAAGAUUAUGCCAAGCUGCAUCAGACAGUAAUGUCUAGGUUGGCAGAUUGGGAAGGCAUUGUUAAGUCCCGUACUGUCAGAGAUUUUGACCACUCUUCUACUCGUGUUCUUGCUGAUAUUGAGACUGUCGAUACAUAUUACAGGAAAGCUAGCUGUGCCAGCUAUAUAGGAAAUGUGAUGGUUCCCCUCCUUUGCAUUAGUGCCUUGGAUGAUCCAGUCUGUACAAGAGAAGCAAUUCCAUGGGACGAAUGUCGGGCUAACAAAAAUAUCGUACUAGCUACCACGCACCAUGGAGGACACUUGGGAUAUUUUGACGGGAUGACUGCAAAAAGUCUCUGGUGGGUUAGAGCUGUUGAUGAAUUUCUUUGUGCUUUGAACUCCAGCUCAUUGAUCCAUAGCAAAAAGAGGCAGAUUACCACAGUGCACAGUCCCCUGGAAUCAUCCAUUGAUCAGGCCCCAUAUGUCAAUCUUAGAGAAGACGGAUUGGUGACCGCAUUUAGCAAUGAGCAAUCAGGUGAAAUAGGAAGUCAGCAGAAUGAGCAGCCGGUCGAAGAUGACAAGGCUGGAGAUAGUAGAGGGGUCAAUGGUACGAUGCAACUAGAACCAAAUGCAACAACUCAGUUAGUCACUGGAUUCAGCCACGAGACAUCAAGUGAAGUAGGAAAUGAGCAACUGGUUGAAGAUGACAAGGCUGGAGAUGGUAUUAGAGCUGUCAAUGGCAGGGUGCAACAAGAACACAAAUGCAAUGGAACUAGCCUAGUGAGUGACCAGUAUUAAAGUUUAUUAAUGUGCAUCAAGAACCAAAAAGUUUAAAGUUUGUUUGAACUUUGUAUUUUACUGUUAAUAAAAACAUGCAAUAUGAAGUUAUGAUUUAAAAUCAUGUGAUUUGGGAUCAGGAUUUAAAAUCCCGCUCUAAAGGUUAAAUACCUA
This is a messenger RNA of Capsicum annuum, 1809 nucleotides long. Its product is annotated as embryogenesis-associated protein EMB8. NCBI's taxonomy places the organism in Eukaryota, Viridiplantae, Streptophyta, Magnoliopsida, Solanales, Solanaceae. The transcript has 14 exons. The coding region runs from base 16 to 1656 and encodes 546 amino acids. Gene Ontology annotation, molecular function: short-chain carboxylesterase activity; monoacylglycerol lipase activity. The record is from RefSeq and is a predicted model, not a curated record.